AUGCUUCAUAUCUUGCCAGGUGAAGAGAAGCAGGAGAAAACCGCGAGUGCGAAUGUCGAGGGCAGAAGCACAUUUCAAAAAGCUAAGUUUGCAAAGCUGAAGAAGAAUGCCGGGAAAGCACACUCAUGGAACACGUUGUUUCUGGGGGCGAAUGCAGUUGCUGAAACUUUGGCCGAAAAAUUGGAUGUUGUGAAGAGUGAUCUGCUGCUCGGUGUGAGCGAAACGAGUGCUGGAGUACGUCUUGCUUUGGCCGAAACACGUCUGGUGCGUGAAACUCGGGAUUUCUUGCUGGCAAACGGUGUAUGUUUGGAUGCAUUUUCACGGCCAGCAGUCAAAAGAAGCGACACCGUUAUUAUUGCUAAAAAUCUACCCGGCUGUGUGAGUGCGAUCGUUGAAAUGGAGAAUACAGUGGACGCCAAGAAGGCAUUCGAUUCGCUUGCGUAUGCAAAGCUUCGUACACAGCCAUUGUAUCUCGAAUGGGCACCCUGUGACGUUUUCAUUACAGAAGAGACCAGCGCAAAAGAGACGGAAGUGCAGAAUGAGGAACAACAAACAACAUCUCAGGUUGAGAAGACCGAAGACAAGAGAGAACUAAGAAGAAGCAAGAAGCAUCGUUUGAAGAAGGAGCAGCCGGCUGAAUCGCAACAAAAUGAUGGAAAAUCGGAGGAU
Messenger RNA from Gongylonema pulchrum, 669 nucleotides. The record is from the annotation of a GenBank genome assembly. NCBI's taxonomy places the organism in Eukaryota, Metazoa, Nematoda, Chromadorea, Rhabditida, Gongylonematidae.